This is a messenger RNA of Prinia subflava (tawny-flanked prinia), 4177 nucleotides long. RefSeq names its product keratin, type I cytoskeletal 9-like. Gene Ontology annotation, molecular function: structural constituent of skin epidermis. NCBI's taxonomy places the organism in Eukaryota, Metazoa, Chordata, Aves, Passeriformes, Cisticolidae. Gene Ontology annotation, cellular component: keratin filament. The record is from RefSeq and is a predicted model, not a curated record. The transcript is spliced from 12 exons. Gene Ontology annotation, biological process: keratinization; intermediate filament organization. The coding region runs from base 62 to 4177 and encodes 1371 amino acids.
UCUCCUUUCUCCUCCUGUUUCACCACCUCCUGCAUCGGCUCUCCCGCCUGGAAGUGCUGCCAUGAGACGAUAUUUCUCCAGAUAUGGGGAUGGGAGUUUCAGUUCUUCGUCCGCUCACUGCGGGACCUUGGGUGGUGGAGACGGGAGAUUCAGAGGGUUUGAGCAUGGGUAUGGCAGCAGGAGCCUGCACAACCUUGGAGGCUUCAGGAAUGUCUACACUAGCGGAGGCUAUGGAGGGGAAGGAGUAAGAUAUGGGAGAUGCCUUGGGUUUAGUGCCUGGAGACAACCAGAGAGGGGCUUUGGGGGAAGAGGAUAUUUCGUGGGAGGUUUUCAAAGUGGUGGAACGGGGCUUGGUGGCACCUACAGAGGAGGCUCAGGCAGGGAGGUGCUCGGAGGAGGCCUUGGAGUAGGGCAGCAAGGAGCUGGACAGGGACAGGCUGGAGUUCUCCGAGGCAUUGAGGAGGUCCAUGUCAACACCAACCUGCUGAGGCCAAUACAGCUCCAGGUGGACCCCGAGUUCCAGCGAGUGCGCUCAGACGAGAGGGAGCAGAUCAGAGCUCUCAACAACAAAUUCGCGUCAUUCAUCGAGAAGGUCCAAUGCCUGGAGAGGCAGAACCAGGCACUCUUGGCCAAGUGGGAACUCCUGCAGCAGCAGAGCUCUGGCCCCGAGGAGAGCAGGAACAUCAACAACUUCUUCCAGUCCUACGUCACCAGCCUGCAGCGGCAGCUCGAGACGCUCCAGAGCCAGAAGGAGCAGCUGGAUCCCGAAGCCUACAACAUGCUCCAGCUUGUUGAGGAUUAUAAAAACAGAUUCGAGGAUGAGAUCAACAAACGCACAUCCAAGGAGGAGGAGUUUGUGGAGCUCAAAAAGGAACUGGACAGUGCCUACAUGGGAAAAAUGGAGUUUGAUGUCCGAGUGGAUAUCCUGAGGCAGGAGCUGGAGUUCCUACGGUGUUUAUAUGAAGCUGAGCUGUCCCAGCUGCAAACGGUUAUUGGGAACACGGAUGUUGUCGUGUCCAUGGACAACCACAGGGAGCUGAACAUGGAUGGGAUCAUCGAGGAGGUCAGGCAGGAGUACGAGGGCAUUGCCCACAGGAGCACAGCUGAAGUGGACGCCAUGUACCGGGGCAGGUACCAGGACCUGCAGAACAUGUGGGAGAAUCAGCGAGAGCAGCUGCGCAACAGCCACCAGGAAAUCCAGGAACUUGCUAGGCACAUCCAAAGGCUCCAACCAGAAAUUGAAAUCACAAGGAAAAGGAAUUCCAGCCUCCAGGACUCCAUCAGAGAUGCUGAGCACCGUGGUAGCUCGGCCAUCAGGGAUGGCCAGGAAAAGCUGCAGGAGCUGGAAAAAGCCCUCCAACAGGCCAAGGAUGACCUUUCUCAGCUCGUCCGAGAUUACCAGGAGCUCCUGAACGUGAAGCUGGGCCUGGACGUGGAGAUCGCCAUGUAUCGAUCACUCCUGGAGGAGGAGGAGAACAGGAUCCAGGAAGGAUCACCGGCCACCAUCUGUGUCAUUGACCACAAUGCCAGAGCUACAGGAGUCUUUGGAGGCAUAAAAAGUGUGAAGGGGAGAAUGAGCUCUGAUGGUACCAGUGGGAGCAGCGUGAAAGGGCCGAUCUCUGGAGGGGGGAAAGGUGGAAGCUCUGCAGGGAGUGGAUCCAUCUCUGGUGGGGGUGGAUCCAUCUCUGGAAGUGGAAAAGGCUCAGGAUAUGGAGGAGGAGGAAGCUCAGGUGGUAGAGGGUCCAUCUGUGGAGGAGGAUCCAGCUCUGGCAGUGGAGGGUCCAUGUCCAAGGGCAGCAGCAUCUCUGGAGGUGGAGGAUCCAGCUCUGGUGGAGGUGGAAAAGGCUCAGGAUAUGGAGGAGUAAGCUCUGGAAGUGGGGGAUCCAUCUGUGGAGGAGGAUCCAGCUCUGGCAGUGGAGGAUCCAUGUCCAAGGGCAGCAGCAGCUCUGGAGGUGGAGGAUCCAGCUCUGGUGGAGGUGGGUCAAGUUAUGGAGGUGGAAAAGGCUCAGGAUAUGGAGGAUCCAGCUCUGGCAGUGGAGGGUCCAUCUGUGGAGGAGGAUCCAGCUCUGGUGGAGGUGGGUCCAUCUCUGGAGGUGGAAAAGGCUCAGGAUAUGGAGGAUCCAGCUCUGGUGGAGGUGGGUCCAUCUCUGGAGGUGGAAAAGGCUCAGGAUAUGGAGGAUCCAGCUCUGGUAGCAGUGGAGGGUCCAUCUGUGGAGGAGGAUCCAGCUCUGGUGGUGGAGGAUCCAGCUCUUCUGGAGGUGGAAAAGGCUCAGGAUAUGGAGGAUCCAGCUCUGGCAGUGGAGGGUCCAUGUCCAAGGGCAGCAGCAUCUCUGGUGGUGGAGGAUCCAGCUCUGGUGGUGGUGGAUCCAUUUGUGGAGGUGGAAAAGGCUCACAAUAUGGAGGAGGAAGUUCUGGUGGAGGCGGGUCAAGUUAUGGAGGUGGAAAAGGCUCAGGAUAUGGAGGAUCCAGCUCUGGUGGCAGUGGAGGGUCCAUGUCCAAGGGCAGCAGCAGCUCUGGAGGUGGAGGAUCCAGCUCUGGUGGAGGUGGGUCAAGUUAUGGAGGUGGAAAAGGCUCAGGAUAUGGAGGAUCCAGCUCUGGCAGUGGAGGGUCCAUCUGUGGAGGAGGAUCCAGCUCUGGUGGAGGUGGGUCCAUCUCUGGAGGUGGAAAAGGCUCAGGAUAUGGAGGAUCCAGCUCUGGUAGCAGUGGAGGGUCCAUCUGUGGAGGAGGAUCCAGCUCUGGUGGUGGAGGAUCCAGCUCUUCUGGAGGUGGAAAAGGCUCAGGAUAUGGAGGAUCCAGCUCUGGUGGAGGUGGGUCAAGUUAUGGAGGUGGAAAAGGCUCAGGAUAUGGAGGAUCCAGCUCUGGUGGAGGUGGGUCAAGUUAUGGAGGUGGAAAAGGUUCAGGAUAUGGAGGAUCCAGCUCUGGCAGUGGAGGGUCCAUGUCCAAGGGCAGCAGCAUCUCUGGUGGUGGAGGAUCCAGCUCUGGUGGUGGUGGAUCCAUUUGUGGAGGAGGGAAAGGCUCACAAUAUGGAGGAGGAAGUUCAGGCAGUGGAGGUUCCAUCUCUGGAGGUGGCCAGGGCUCUGGUGGGUAUGGGUCUGGCUCCAGCAGUGGCAGAUGCAGCCCCCAAAGUGGAGGCAUGAGCUCUGGAGGUGGGAGUAGCUCUGGAAGGAGAGGCUCCAUGUCUGGAGGCGGAGGACAGGGAAGUUCAUGUCAUGGAGGUUCCAUGUCUGGAGGUGGGCAGAGCUCUGGGGGUUAUGGAUCUGGGUCCAGCAGUGGGAGAUGCAGUCCCCAAAGUGGGGGGAUGAGCUCGGGAGGUGGGAGCAGCUCUUGCAGGAGAGGCUCCAUGUCUGGAAGUGGAGGACAGGGAAGCUCUAGCAGUGGAGGCUCCAUGUCUGGAGGGGGCCAGAGCUCCGGUGGAUAUGGAUCUGGCUCUGGCAGUGGGAGAUGCAGCCCUCACAGUGGGGGGAUGAGCUCUGGAGGUGGGAGUAGCUCUGGAAGGAGAGGCUCCAUCUCUGGAGGUGGGCAGAGCUCUGGGGGUUAUGGAUCUGGGUCCAGCAGUGGGAGAUGCAGUCCCCAAAGUGGGGGGAUGAGCUCGGGAGGUGGGAGCAGCUCUUGCAGGAGAGGGUCCAUGUCUGGAGGUGGCCAGAGCUCUGGUGGUCAUGGAUCUGGCUCUGGGAGUGGGAGAUGCAGUCCCCAAAGUGGGGGAAUGAGAUCUGGAGGUGGGGGUAGCUCUUGCCGGAGAGGGUCCAUGUCAGGAGGUGGCCAGAGCUCUGGUGGUCAUGGAUCUGGCUCUAGGAGUGGGAGAUGCAGCCCCCAGAGUGGGGGGAUGAAUUCAGGAGGUGGGAGCAGCUCUGGAAGGAGAGGCUCCAUUUCUGGAGGAGGACAGGGAAGCUCUAGCAGUGGAGGGUCUAUGUCUGGAGGUGGCCAGAGCUCUGGUGGAUAUGGAUCAGCCUCUGGCAGCUGCAGCCCCCAGAGUGGGGGAAUGAGCUCUGGCAGUGGCGGGAGCAGCUCAGGCAGGAGAGGCUCCAUCUCUGGAGGAGGAAUGAGCUCAGGCCAUGGAGGGUCCAGUUAUGGCAGUGGUGGGUCCAUGUGUGGAGGAGAAGGAGGCUCAGGGUAUGGAGGCAGCUCAGGGUAUGGAGGAGGAAGCUCAGUGGUGGGAGCAGUUCUGGAGGAGGAAUGA